Molecule: messenger RNA, 2583 nt
Organism: Plasmodium gonderi
Lineage: Eukaryota; Apicomplexa; Aconoidasida; Haemosporida; Plasmodiidae
Exons: 1
Coding region: 1-2583 (860 amino acids)
Source: RefSeq, a predicted model, not a curated record
AUGACAUUUCCCCACUUACUGAUUAACCAUGAAAAGAGUCUCAAAAUUAAGAACGAAGAGAAUUAUAAUACUAGAACUCCACCCCUGGACGGUCAUGUAAUAAAAUGCUACAACUUACCGUUACAUAUACGCGAAGGGAUAUUUUAUUAUCUGUUGGAUAUACAAAAGAAUGCUGAAUUUGAAAUUAAAAAAGUGAUAAAGCCAGUAGAAGAAGAGACAAAUUUAUAUCCAUGGAAAGUUAUAUGUAAUGAUAAAUUUGCAAAAUUUUUGCUAAAAAAAGAAAAAAUUCAGAUUUAUGAUGAUUUAAAAAAUAAUAACAGAGUUUUAGUGAGGCUUAUCAAUGAGACAGAAUUAAAUGGAAAAACUUCAGGCUUAAAUGAAAUUCAACAAGAGGAGAAUGAAGGGAAAGAUAAAGAAAAAAAGGAACCACAGGAACAGAAGGAACAGAAGAAACAAAAGGAGCAGGAUGAUAGUAUUCACUUUGGGAAAAAUGAUUCAGUAGGAGAAGAACAAAUAGUUGAGGGACGCCACUUAACAAAAGAUUUAUUUGAAUCCAUUAUUAUUCAAAAAAGAGAUGAAACGAAAGGGAGUAUUUUUCGUUUUACAAAUUGUAGAAGAUAUGAGAAGGAUGAAGAAGACAUUUCAAGAUUAUCCGGAAGGCAUAACAUUCAUGUAGCAUCUUCGUGUCAAAAUUAUGAAUCAAUCGAAAGAAAUAACAAGAAUAAAGGAAAUGUCUAUGACGAUCAAGAGAGGAGUAGACUGAAUGAGAUAGUGCAAUACAAUGAGAGUUAUUUAAACUGUAGUGAAGAGAUUGAAAACGAAAGGAAUAGAAGUGAUAAAAAAGUCCACUAUUGUUUAUACAAUGAAAAGCUUGUAGGGGUAGAAGCUGAAGAUGAUAUAGAGAAUAGUGAAUGGGAUUAUAGUGAAGUUAACAGCGAGCGCGAUUUGUUUAGAAAUGGAUUCGACAGUGAAUCUAGUUUCUCGAUUCAUGGAGAAGGAAUUUCCAAAUGGAGUAGGGAGAAACAAUUUAGACAUGAAGUGGAUGAAACAGAUGAAGGGGAUGAGACAGAUGGAGGGGAAGAAGAUACACACGAAAAACCUAUGUCAACGGAAGUUUCAAGCAACAUGAAUAAGAAACGUAGGGAAUAUCAAGACCACAGAAAUUAUAACCCAGGAAAAGAGAAACGGUACAGAGAAUCAUAUGAAAGUAAUAAUGUUAGAAAUAGAUGGAAAGAAAAAUAUGGAGAAAUAAUAGAAAAAAAGGAUUUUUCUAGUCAAUAUGUUGAAAAUAGAAAUUACUCAAACACGUCAGAUACAAAAAGUGGAAGUGAACUUAAGAGCACUAAUAGUUCUUACCGAUAUGAUGAUACACGUGUUCUGAAUUGUGAUGAAUCAAUUUUUAGUAACACAACAAUGAGAAGUAAAAACCAUAGUAGUAACAAUAACCCCUCUAAUUAUGCGAAGGUGCAAUCAGAAGAGGGAAAAAACAAAAAUAAUCGUGUCAUUGAAGAAAGAAAUAUAUGUGAGAAAAGGAGAAACAGAAAAUACAACUGUGACAUAAUUCAAGGUAUAAUAAAUGAACAGAAUGAAAUUUUUAAAAAAUUGAAAAAAUUGAAAAAAAGAGAAAAAAAAAUUAUCGGGAUAAAAAAAAUUACCAUCUAUUUUUAUGAAGGAAAUAUGGAGGAAAUAAUUCAAGAAAUACGAGAAGAAGAUGUAGAAAGAAAAAUAUCAUUAAAUAUAGACCCUCCAAUAGAAGAGAAAAAAAAAUUUUUUUGGGAUAAUUAUGGUUGGAGAAUAGAUGAUGAUAAUCAGGAUGUUACUAUCUCCAUAAGUCAGAAAAUAAAAGAUAAAGGAGGAAAUGAAAAUGAGAACAAGGAAGAAGAGAAUAAGAUGGAAGAGGAGCUGAUGCAGAUGCAGCAGCAGGAGUGGAUGGGAAAGCAUGACCAGCGUCGUUACAAUACAGGUGAUGAAACAAAUGGGGAAAAGAAAUCCGAUAGGAGGAAACGAAAUAAGGAGGUAAGAAGUUGUAGCAGUGGUACUAGUGGGAGAAGUUUGGAAAGGAGGAUCCAGAAAAAGAGUUGCAGCAUGGACAGACGUAGCAAGCAGGAGUGCAUUGAACAGAAGCGAAGGGGAUCAAUGAUAUGGCCGAGCAAUCUAGGAUGGAAAGAAAUAUCAGAAGAAAUUAAGGAAAAGUUAUGUGUUGUUAUUAAAAAUAAACCAGCGGAGUGGAGCGAUUAUGAUUUGAGAAAAUUUAUAGAAUCUCAAUUUUCAAGCACGGAUCGUUGUCCAGUAUUUGAGGAUAUAUUUUUAACAAAAAGUUGCCCAACUAUAGCUACAGUAGCUUUUAAAAAUGAAAUAUUAAGAGAAAAUUUUUUGAAACAUCAUAAAUUUAAGUUACCAUCUUCUAUUAAGACAUAUACAAAUGAUCGAAAUUAUGGAAGUAGUAAUAAUACCUCAGGGAACUAUUAUUACAAUAAUAGAUAUUCCAAUUUUUUAACACUUGAAGAAUAUAUGAUAUCGCGUAAUGGGACACAACUUAAUAACCAGAAGAAACACCUCUACCAGAAAAAAAGAAGGUGGUAA